Molecule: messenger RNA, 1026 nt
Organism: Melospiza georgiana
Lineage: Eukaryota; Metazoa; Chordata; Aves; Passeriformes; Passerellidae
Gene: RAB33A
Product: RAB33A, member RAS oncogene family
Exons: 2
Coding region: 310-993 (227 amino acids)
Biological process (GO): Rab protein signal transduction
Cellular component (GO): endosome; Golgi apparatus
Molecular function (GO): GTP binding; GTPase activity
Source: RefSeq, a predicted model, not a curated record
GGUCGGCGGGGCGGGACGGUGCAGCGCCGUAGCCCGUGUGUGGGGCGGGGCUGUGCCGGUGCCGCUACGCGGGGCUGCGCCGGUGCCGGUGCGUGGGGUGGAGCCGUGCUGUGCCGGUGCCGGUCCGCGGGGCGGGGACGAGCUGUGCCGGAGCCGGGGUGCGGGGCGGAGACGAGCGGUGCCGGUGCCGCUAUCCGGAGCUGUGCCGGUGCCGGUCGGCGGGGCGGACCCGGUGCCGUGCAGUGCCGUAGCCGGUCCCCGGGGCGACGCGCCCCUAUGAGCCGGUGAGGCCGCAGCGGUGCGGGAGGGAUGGCGGCGGGCGGCGGCGGAGGGCGACCGCCGGGCCCCGACCCUGCGCUGGAGCCCUACGUGCAGACCCGCAUCUUCAAAAUUAUCGUGAUCGGAGACUCCAACGUGGGCAAGACGUGCCUGACCUUCCGCUUCUGCGGGGGCACCUUCCCCGGCAAGACCGAGGCCACCAUCGGCGUGGACUUCCGCGAGAAGACGGUGGAGAUCGAGGGGGAGCGCAUCAAGGUGCAAGUGUGGGACACAGCUGGCCAGGAGAGGUUUCGGAAGAGCAUGGUGGAGCACUACUACCGCAACGUGCACGCCGUGGUCUUCGUGUACGACGUGACCAAGAUGAGCUCCUUCACCAACCUCAAGACGUGGAUCGAGGAGUGCAACGGGCACGCGGUGCCCCCGCUCGUCCCCAGGGUGCUCGUGGGGAACAAGUGUGACUUGAAGGACCUGAUCCAGGUGCCAUCCAGCCUGGCCCUCAAGUUCGCCGACGCUCACAACAUGCUUUUGUUUGAGACCUCGGCCAAGGACCCACAGGAAAGCCAGAACGUGGACGCGAUUUUCAUGUGCCUGGUGUGCCGGCUGAAGGCGCAGCGCUCGCUGCCCUGCCGGGACACGGAGGGCUGGCCGGCGCAGCCCCAGCCGCAGCCCCGGCGGCUGGACGAGGCCAGCGGGAAGGGCUCCUGCCCGUGCUGAGCGGGACCCGCCCGGACCCCAAUAAAGGCUCUG